CGUGCGGUCGUGCAGUCAGUAGGGGAGAGGGACUUGUUUUACUUUUAAAUUAAGCAUGAUUUCUUUUCCUUUUAUUUGAAAAAAAUUAUCGAAACAACCGCAGACACUAUGAAUUCAGGUGCCAGCUUUAAGUUGGUUCCAAUGCCAAGUUCAGCAACACCUCUGUGUUUUGAUAAGGAGGAGUUUAUGAAGGAUAGCUUUGAUGUGGAUGCCUUUGUUGCUGAUUGCAGACGUCGUGUCCAGCUGGAGACGCUAAGAGAAGACUUGCAUAUCUACUUCAAGUCUCUGAAGAAUGCCAUGGUAGAGCUCAUUAACAAGGACUAUGCAGACUUUGUCAACUUGUCUUCUAAUCUGGUUGGGAUGGAUAAAGUGAUCAGCAAUCUUUCCAUUCCUCUCGGUCAAUUCAAAGAAGAAGUCCUGAGCGUCAAAAUGGCCAUGGAUGACGCCAUUCAUGCAGUCGAAGAGAAGAUGGUAGCACGUGCAAGAAUACGAGAGAAAAAGGCUACUCUACAGAGGUUGAUCAACAUCACUAAGUCCGUUGAGAAGAUGGAGAGCAUCUUAAAGAUCGCUGGGUCAGCAGGAACAGAUGAUGAGGAGGAAGGGGAUGAGGAAAGCAUAGAGUUGUCGGGGCAGCAGAUUGAGAGAGUGGCGUCUGAAUUCAACCAACUUCAAUAUUAUGUAACGCAGAGUAAAGGGCUCCCUCUUGUUGAGAAGAUCAGACCAAGGAUAGCGGCCAUUACUGUGACAUUACAACACAGCCUUGAGAAAUCAUUCCAGGAGGGCUUAGAGACUGGUCAGACGGACAUCUUGAAGCAGUGUCUCAGGACCUAUGCUACUAUUGAUAAGAUGAGAGAUGUGGAGGCGCUGUUUAGGAAGAUUGCUGUUAAGCCAUAUAUGGAGGAGGUGAUUCAAGAAAAAUGUCUUCAGCAUCAUCCUCAGGGACUCAAGGGCCUCUACGCCAGAGUCUUGGAUUUUAUUCCCAAGCAUUGUCGGUUGAUUAGAGAGGUUACGUCCCCAACUCCAGGUUCAUCCAGUCAAGAUGUCGUUCGAGGAUAUGACUUCCUGGUCAACGCAGUCUGGCCGGAGAUUGCAAAUAGUCUAGAAACAAGAAUCACAUCUAUCUUUGCAGCUGGUAAUCCAGUUACCUUCCAUGAAAAAUAUGUGUCAACGAUGCAGUUUGUGGAGCGCUUUGAGCUUCAGUGUGGAUCUCAGGCCAGUGUAAAGAGACUGCGUGCCCAUCCCAGCUUCAAUACAUUCAUGACCAAAUGGAGUCUUCCUGUUUACUUCCAACUCAGGUUUCAAGAUAUUGCUGGUUUGCUGGAAACUGCAUUGAUUACUCCAUUCAACAUAGAAGAAGAAGAUAACUCCGGACUGAGGCUAAAUGCUCUCCACACCCUAUGGCAGUGCAUCCAGCGUUGCUGGCAGCAAGAUGUCUAUUUAGCUCCACUUUGCCACCGGUUCUGGAAGCUGACGUUACAGCUACUUUCUCGUGGAGCUGUGUGGAUUGAUGAUGUUUAUAUUAAAGAGAUUGCUUCCGAUAAGAAUGAGCCUGAUCCGUCAACGUCAGAGACAACCAAGACGGGAGCAACGGCAGCAACAGCAGCCGAAUCAAGCUCAACACCUACUGACACCACCAAGACCACUACAUCAGCUGCAGGUGCACCUGCCACUAGUCCACCCCCAGUCACAUCGGAUCAGAUUAUAAGAUUAGUCGCUGAUGUGGAUCAUUUAUGUAGCAAGUUGCCUGAUCUAUUCGAUGGUGUCAUAACACCAAGACUCGUUGCAAUCAACUGCAAGUGUGUUGACGUCCUCUCUGUUGCAUUUCAAGAAUCCACUGAGGAUUUGUCCAAAAGGCAAGAAGCAUUUGGGGAGUUCAUCACCCGAGGCGUCUGCAGCCAGUGCUCUGUACAUCUGAAAUCAGCCAAUGACAUUCCUCGGCUCUACAGAAGGACCAAUAAGGAGCUCCCCAACAAACCAUCAGCUUAUGUUAGUAACACGCUGAAACCGCUGCAGCUAUUUGUUGAAGACCACAGAGGAACUCUGACCGAGGAGAGAAGACGUCAUUGGCUCAUUAGUAUCCUUACAAACAUCUGCAAGGGUUACCUGAUCAUCAGCACAGAACUCCUCUCCUCCGUUAAGAAGAUGGAGGACAGCCUGAAAAGACUCAAGGCGCUGCGUAAGACGGACGCAGCAGCGGCUAACACCCAGCAGGGCACCAGUGAUGAUGAUAAGAUUCGACUCCAGCUUGCUCUGGAUGUGCGCUUCUUUGGUGAACAGAUCCAGUCGAUGGGAGUAUCUAGCGAAAAUAUUCAACCAUAUCAAGAACUCCUUGAGCUUGUCUCCUCGUCUGUCAAUCAAAUUCUAUCAUGAAAUUGAAGUGAUCGAGGAGAUUCACCAGAAGCAGGGUUUCCGCAGCCAGGAAAUCUGGAACACGGAACUCUCAUAAGAGACAUUUGUGGCUGUUUUUUAAGGCAGCAUGACUUUUGGUUAUGGACUUUGAUCAACUACAUCAAAGCAACUUAACUUGCUUUCAACAGACAUUUUGGUGAACUUAUAAACUCUUCAGGAUCCCUAUUACGUAUGUGAAUUUUCAAUAGUUGGAAGCAAUAAUGUUUUUCAUAUUAAUAUUGCCUUAAAAGGCAUGUUUGUUAUUUAAUGGGGUGUCGUGGUUGAGUGUACUUGGACUCAAACUCUAGAGUUAUCAGAAUGUUGGUUUGGGCUCUCUUUGUUGCUUCAUGGCCUUUAGCAAGAGACUUAAACCAUUAUAGUAGCGUAUCACAAUAUAGUGCGCCCUCUAUAGGCUACUCCGGAGAGGUCAACCUUCCCAAAUGGUCUUAAAAUUUCAAUUGGGGUUGAAACAAAAGAAAUUCUACUACAGCUGGAUUUGAACCAUUGACCUCCGGAUUAAUGUGCCGGUGCUCUACCAAAUGAGCUAUAUUUUGUCAAGAGGGAGCUUUCGAAAAGGGACGAUAGGAGCGAGGGGAUGGUAAAAAAUUUCUAAGCGUAUUCCCCAACUCAUUUAGAGAUAGUUAUUACAUGGUGUUACCGCAAACCCUUCUUUAUCUUAUUUCCACCAUGCAAAGUUUCAAAUCCUACUUAAGCGUAUUUUGUUUCCCAUGGAAGAUGAGGCCUCUUAGCAUCAAGUGGCGUGUUUGACCUACUUUCUCACGUGGUGCAGUUCCAACAAAGACGAAACGAACAUGUUAACGCAUAGAGCUGGCAUGGAGACACAGUACAUGUACUUGUAUGCAAUACAAGUAGAGGGUACUCUAGACACGCUUGGUUGGUUGCGACCAUGUGAGAAAGAAGGUAAAACACUUUUAUGCUAAGUGGCCUCAUCUUUCCUGCGGAAAAAAAUAUGCGAUAAGGGAUUACUGAUUAUAAUAGAGAUCAGUGUAAGGGAGCGAAAAAAUUGAUCGGCGCAUGCGCCAACCUGAACUAGUCUCCAGCCUACAGAGUUUGAAAACAAUUUCGGGUUGAAACAACAUCCAGUCUGUAAGCACCAGUGGUGUCAUUUGUACACAGUGUUAUGGUUGUUAAGCACUGCACUGAACCAUGUUAGACUUGAUUGUCACCGUCCGGUCCACAACAUACAGGACGGGAGCGCUCGAGCGUGAGCAUCCAGACCACAGCAUUAUGCUACCUUCCGACUGUGUGUCUACCGUCUCGAAAUCCAAAGCUCCCUAAUAUCUUUGUUGAGGGUGCCAGUCAGAAGCUAUACAACCAUUAAUGCUGCCGUGUAGCAGGGGAUCACACCCAAGUGAUACAACCUGGGUUGAACAUCGGUUCAAAUCUCGCUCUAGUAAAGUUUUCUUCAUACAACCCUAACAAAAAAUUCACAUUUACCCAGUCAGUUUUCCCUUGUGGUUUAGGCAUAUAACUUAAUUUAGGAAUACUGAAAAAUCAGCAGUGAGCGUGGUGUAAUUUUGUCAAAGAGUUGGGAACAAUAUGAUACUGUGAAACUGCAGAGGUUGUGAAUAUUAAUGUCAGUACAGCAUGUCUGUGUGUACUGUGUAGAUGAUUUGACCACGUUUAUUGCAUUAGCUCCUCAAGGUUCAAAAAACACAAAGCGUUUUGAUAAAAAAGUGUUUCCAGCUUUGAAGUUUCUGGCAAGUUUUUGACAAGACACAGAUCCAAGACAAAGAAAACCACAAAGUGAGUUUAAAAAUUUCGUUUAGUUUAUUCAUUUUUGCAAUUAUGAUCUGACAAUAAUGUAAUUUUUUUAUAAUUUAGAAUGAAAUGAAAAUAAUGAGGAGCAAAAUAAAUGACUAGCAUUAUAUUAAGAAAUAUAUAUUUUUUUUUUUUUUUUCAGGGGGUUUGACUCUUUUUGAUUUAAAAACGACAUUUAGUUUUCAUACUAAUGUGCAUACUAAUGUGCUUAGUUUUUAAUUUGAUGACUCAAAAGGAACUUUAGUAUUUUAAAUACUGUUAUGAUAUUUAAAGGCAGCGAACACUCCUGGUAGUUACUCAUUAUAAUUAUUAGCAUAAAACCUUAUUUGGUAUCGAGUAAUGGGGAGCUGUUGAUAGUAUAAAACACUGUGAGA
Molecule: messenger RNA, 4544 nt
Organism: Asterias rubens (European starfish)
Lineage: Eukaryota; Metazoa; Echinodermata; Asteroidea; Forcipulatida; Asteriidae
Product: conserved oligomeric Golgi complex subunit 2-like
Exons: 18
Coding region: 109-2370 (753 amino acids)
Biological process (GO): intra-Golgi vesicle-mediated transport; protein transport; Golgi organization
Cellular component (GO): membrane; COG complex
Source: RefSeq, a predicted model, not a curated record